Molecule: messenger RNA, 1310 nt
Organism: Eupeodes corollae
Lineage: Eukaryota; Metazoa; Arthropoda; Insecta; Diptera; Syrphidae
Product: corepressor interacting with RBPJ 1
Exons: 2
Coding region: 150-1244 (364 amino acids)
Biological process (GO): negative regulation of DNA-templated transcription
Cellular component (GO): nucleus
Molecular function (GO): transcription corepressor activity
Source: RefSeq, a predicted model, not a curated record
CGACCAAACACCAAAAUACAUACAAUAAAUUUUCAUUUCAUAAAUCACAGCACUUUUGCACUGUAAACGUUUUUUAACAAGUUUUUUACAAAUUUAUCUCAAGAAAUACAAAUUUUUUCACAUCAAAAGACCAAUCAGAUCUUAGCAAAAUGGGUAAAGGAUUCAACAAUUACAUGUGUAAGAAAUUCUUUCAUCCUGCCUCCAGAGACAAUCUCAAAAGGGUAUGGAUGGCAGAGCAACAAGCUGAUGCAUACAAGAAAAAACAGGAAGAACUGCGAAAUCAAUAUGAAAAGGAACAAAAUCUCCACGAAAACAAAGCCAUGCUCAGUAAGGAGAGCAAAGACAAGUUGAGUGUGAAUUUCAUGUACGAACCACCGCCCGGAGUGCGAAAGGAGCGUGAAAAAGACGACAACGAACCAGAGUACAAAUUCGAAUGGCAACGCAAGUACAAUGCCCCCCGUGAGAGCUACUGCAAGGGUGACACCGAAAUCCGUGACCAGCCUUUUGGUAUUCAAGUGCGAAAUGUCCGCUGCAUAAAAUGCCACAAAUGGGGGCACAUCAACACCGACAAGGAAUGCACAAUGUACAGCAUUUCGAUGAGCGAAGCUCGCAAAAUUCACUCCGAAGCUGAAGCAAACGAACUGAUGUCCAAGAACGUCCUCGAAGAACAAAUGAAAGAGGAUGGUUUGGCGAUGAAAAAAAGCGCCAUGGAAUUGCAAAAUAUCAAUCAUAUGGAUUCCAGGCACAAACUCAUACCGAGCGAUGAUGAAAAUCAAACCGAGAAUCCGGAGAUGACAUUUUUGAAAUCACUCAGCAAGGAACAGAAGAAGAAGCUGCUCAAGAAAUUGGAAAAAAUCGAAAAAAUCAAAAGGAAAAAGAAAAAAAGCAAACGCUCCCAUUCGUCAUCGUCGUCGGAAUCGACGUCAGAUAAGAAAGAUGAUAACAAGAAACGCGGAAAGUCAUCGAAAUCCUCUAGCAAGAGGUCAAAGCACAAGCCCAGCAAGAAAAGCGCGUCGAGUAGCUCAGACUCGAGCAGCAGCUCUUCAUCGGAAGAGGAGAAUGACAAUCAUCGUAGGGAGCGCAGAAAUGGACGCAAUGAGAGGAAAGAAGAACGUGAACGCCCAUCGAGAGUUCGCAGAGACCGUUCACGGUCUCGUGGUAGAAGAUCGGAUUCCCACGAGCGCAAUGGGAGCAACAAGACGAAGUCCCAUAGGGAGAGGGACACACGUCGCGACAGAAGAUAGAAGUUGUAUUUUAGCUUUUUUAAUAAACAUUGGAUUUCAUUUUUUUAUAUUUAUCUCUAAAGAUAA